Molecule: messenger RNA, 423 nt
Organism: Melampsora larici-populina 98AG31
Lineage: Eukaryota; Fungi; Basidiomycota; Pucciniomycetes; Pucciniales; Melampsoraceae
Exons: 5
Coding region: 1-423 (140 amino acids)
Source: RefSeq, a predicted model, not a curated record
AUGCUUGCUAUUCUCAAAUCUAUCAUUUUAGUUGUGGCUUUGACUCAUGGUGUGGCAGCAACCACAGUUGCAGAGGCCUCUUGCAUCUCAACUGCAGAUACCCUUAACCCUGUGGCAUGUGCAAGAGCGCUCCAAUCUGUGAAAGCUGGCGAAUACAACACCCAAUCAGGCACCUCUGUGGGAUACGGUUGUGGCUUUUGUCAGGUCCUCAUAACCCCUGUUGGCAAUACCCCCAUCCUGAGUACGCCCGAAGAAAUCCAAAGUGCCUACGCCGGAAUCAUCAACAGUUGCCGCAUAUCACCUGGUAGCACCCGACCAGGUAGUAUCACAAUUCCUCAACUUGUUUUGCCCAAUUCCCCUCGCGGACCCGCCCCCGUACUCAGCAUCUCGCACCAGGAAGUCAGUGGCAUUUGCCCUCCAUGA